CACUUUCAACUCUCACUUAUCGCCCGCCGUUCUUCCCAGGCUAUCCGAGGGGCGGAUUUUCGCUUCUGCCUCGCUUUCCUCCCAGCCCAACCAGCCAGUCUCGAACUCGUUUCAGCUGCUGUUCAGUCUUUCUCACGGUGUACUUCUAGCCUUUUCUCAUUCCGUCGGCGUUACCCCGCUUGUAAUCCCUUUCCUUCUCUGAUCUAUCUCACCCUAGCCCUGCAAACGUCCACGUUGACCGUUACCCGAUCAAGGCUCUCACUAACGCGAUUUCCGUUCCUCUCCUGGAUGGUCGAUCCAUAGACAAGCAAUUCUUUGCUGGCCUGUCUAGCCCUAACCUCUUCCCACUGGCUUUUUCGUCCGAUACUGCCACGGAGCUUGCGCAUUCUCCACCGCUCCUGGAAAUCCUCGCACAUCGAUACUCAGGCAGCCGUUGCCGAAUCCAGCGCCAAUGGAGAGCGUACGCCAGUCCUGCCGGCCGAAACACCAGGUCUUGGUGCUGAAAUGCUAUCCUCAAUACCAGAAAGGGGUGCAGGAGGUCAAACCCAAUCCCAGUGAAUUGUCGUACCUGCUCUACUAUGCCAGCACUCGCCGCAGCAAGCUGACCAAGGUCGGCGCUUUCCUGGAGAAACGGGCCGCUCGCGAUGUCUGGCGUCGCAAGACAGGCAAUGUGCAGGUCACGCUCCAGAUCCUUACUGCGCUCAUCGAAAAAGUCCCCCGCGACCUCCCCAUCUACGCCCGAUCCAUCCUGACCAUCCUGGAAACCGUUCUCCACUCCCGUGACAUUACCAUCGUCGAGGACUCCAUCACCACGUUCGAAACCUUUUGCAGCCAUCAGGAUAUGGCGGCCCUGACGGCCGAACACGAUUUCGCUACCCAGUACCGCGAGGUGGUGCGCACAUACGCGAGCUUCGCGGAGAUCGAGGCGUCCUCUCAGCCCAAUGCUCUCGCUCCGAGCGUGCCCAUGGCCUUGCGGUGGAGGAACGCGGGACUGCGCGCGAUCAAGGGGGUGGUGGGCUCCGAGGCCGGCUUGGCGGCCGAUGGCGGAGAUUCGCUCCGGAUCACGUUGCCGGUCAUACUGGAGAACCUGUGCAAAGGAGACGGGGACUGGGUGACCUCGCUCGAGACGUUUCUCGAGGAGUCGGAGAAGGCGGAUCCCGAGCCCGAGCCCGCGCACAAGCGCCGCGUCAGCACCGCGACCGUGCAGACGGUCGACACAGCCAACGGCGACCCAGUGCUGGCAUCGCAGUCCGCCGCCGAUGCAGACAAGAAAGCCUCAUUAGAUGUUCGACUUCUCGCACUUCGUUGUCUCGAACGGGUGGUCGUCACCGGAAGCAGUCGCGGGCAGAUCCGGAUCACCACGCAACUUGCGCUGGAGUUCAUUCUUCGGAAACUUCGGGCUGGCGACACGAGCUUCACGCUGGAGACUCGGGAGAAUUGGGCUACCUCGUUGAUGGAAAUUGUCGCCAAGUGGUGUCCUGUUCAGGUCCGGUUUAUUAUCCCGGUGACUAUGAUGCAGAUCUUGAUGGACAUGAAGCUCAGCAAUGAGACCCUGGGCGAGCCUUUUGCUGUUAUCUUCUUGAUUGACUGGCUACUAAAGUCGCCCGUCAACAUGAUUGGCCUUAGUGUCAUAGAUAUCUUGUUGGGUCUUCUGCAGCACAUGUCAUUUCUGCUGUCGUCAGCCGGAGGGGAGAAGGCGGUAGAACCGUCUGCCAAACGGAGGGAACAACUCGCUCUUCUUCAGAAGUGUAUUGGAGAUCUCACCACUCACGUAUACUAUGGCGAACAGGUCGUCGAUAUGAUCAGGGCAAUCUUGACUCGCAUCAAACCCGCAGCAACUCAUGACCAGCCGCCAAGCCCACCCCAGACCGACUCCCCCGGUGCGCGCUCUCAGGCGCCAAGCGUGUCGGGCGACAGCAAUUCCGUCGCAUUCUCGUCUGAUUUUGCCAAGAUCACCGCCUUCAGGGCCAUCAAGAACAUUCUCCUGGUGGCCAACUCGAAGCAAGCCGCGGUUGCAGCUGGUGCCGAGGCAAGGGACAAGGUGGGCAUUCAUGUCUGGCAGGGAACGCAGUGGCUGUUACAGGAGUCCCACAAUGAGGUCCGUUAUGCGUACGCCGACGCAUUCCUGACCUGGCUGAAGCUGGAAACCAACCAGCAUGAUCUGUUGGUCAACGAUAAGUACAGUAAAAUUCACAGCCUGAGACAGGAGAUGUCGGACAUCGAGAAGGCUGGGAAACGGGCGACUUCCGUGGGCGUAAACCAGCGGGAGAAGUUGAUCCUACUAGCGCAGCACAAUUUCCUCCGGCUGCUGCAUUUGACCAUCUAUGACAUCGCGCACGAGUCCGCUACGCAGAUCUCGGAGAUACGGCUGUUGCAUCUUCUCCUGACGAGCCUUGUUGAGAACCUGGGCGUGAACGCAGUUCGCUUUGGCCUUGCUAUGGUGCUGAAGCUCCAAACGGAUGCAGACACCGCUGCAGCCCUGCAAACCCCCACUGCAAAAGUAAACAUUGGCAGCCUGGUAUAUGGAUAUUUGUGGGCCGUGUCGGAGAAAUUCGAUCUCGACUCCACCAACGUGGGUAGAGACAUACAAAACGAAAUCAUCAAGAGACAAAAGUCCGGUCUCUGGCUUGAUCAUAUUCGCCUACCUCCCGCAAAUUUGGAGACCAUCCUCCAAGGCAAUAGCGGCGGCGGGAACUACUCGGGAGAUGUCGGCCAGCUGACUCCUUUCAAUGACGCGGAGGAGCUGGUUCGUUGCAUCGAGGACUCGUACAACUUUUCUUUACGGAACGCAGCUAACAGCCCUCCUGCUUCUCCAUCGCGUAGCCUGGCCAUGCCUGUGCUGGGACAAGGGUCAAGCUCUCUAGGCAUCUCGCAGAUCCAGCCUCUCUCAGCUACUGUUCGCGAACAGAUGCUGUCGGCUUGGACUCGAGAAUCAUGCCUGGCCACGGCAGAGCGCGAGAAGGCCGAGCGCAUGUCUAUGAACGGGUCGAGAGCCGGAACCCUGGCGAUCCGUAAUCAAUUUACCAAGAACCCGAACGAGGGCAGCUCUCAAUCUACGACAUCGCCCAGGUCCGCCCAGCAAGUUGCAGCUGGCCUGCACAAUGCCCGUCGGAUGAGCGUCCCGGAAUCGGCUCGGGUACGGGCCCACAGCUCUAGCAGGGAGUCUCCUGUCCACGUCAACGAAUUGAGACGCGUGCUGUCCAUCAACGACCAGGAGAAACUGCGGCGCCUCAGCCCUCUCCGCGGUCGGCUCGAUGCCUCCAACCGCAGCGUCGUCUCGUCGAGCAGCGAGAGCAUGGUCAGCGGCUACUCGCUGUCGGAGUUCGACGCGGACGGCAUCUCGGUUCGACAUCAAUCCCGUGACGGCCACGAUGGAGACAGCAUGAUCACCCCUAAAGCCUCGACUUCUUCAUUCACGGGCUCGCAGAUGUACUACAUGGCGCACGAGGACAUCCCUCCGGUCCCUCCGAUCCCGCCGUCGCUGUCCGUUACCGGGAACCUCGCGAGCGAGUCGCAACGAUCGUUGGCUACCGACCGCCCGUCCACUGCUCCUGGGCCCCGCGGCCAGGCAGUUGUGAACGGAAAGGCCUCAACGCCCGCCAUGCCUCACCAGGGCAACUCUCUCAACAAGCACAAGAGCCGGUCGAGCACCGGGCUGGCGGCACAAGCCGCUGACGGCGACGUUUCGUCGGACUUAGACCCGCGUCGCGAUGUAAACAAACUCCUCGAGGGAUUCCUCUCGCCAGCUCACGCCGAGUUGAGGCCCGGGAGUGCAAGAACCCGUGGAGGUCUCGGCCGACGGGGUGUCAGCGGAGGCAUCGGACGGCCACCGUAUUGAAAAACUUCUUCUCAAUCUUUUCCAUCUUUCGAUCUUUCUUUUUGUUCAUGAUUGCCGGCCUGAAUAUACCAUCCUACCCGUUACUUUCGUUGUGUUUCCUAUGUUUGAUCAUGUAUAGAGGUACAGAGUAAAUAAUAAUUCGAUGUUCGCAUAGAUUGUAC
Messenger RNA from Aspergillus homomorphus CBS 101889, 3999 nucleotides. RefSeq lists its product as uncharacterized. Gene Ontology annotation, biological process: protein localization to plasma membrane. The record is from RefSeq and is a predicted model, not a curated record. NCBI's taxonomy places the organism in Eukaryota, Fungi, Ascomycota, Eurotiomycetes, Eurotiales, Aspergillaceae. The transcript has 2 exons. Bases 452 to 3838 code for a protein of 1128 amino acids. Gene Ontology annotation, cellular component: plasma membrane.